AAUUUGAAUCAACCUUAUUGGUCGAAGACCACGUGUAACUGGAAUUUUUUUUCAUGAGAACUAAGCUUUAAUCCAACCAUACUACUUCUUUUCCGGAGCGCCUUGUGCUCUUCCGGUUCAUCGUACAAAGCGGUGCCGUUUUUCGGGUUGAAAAAUGAAGUUCAACAAGCUAGUUACAUCCUCCAGGAGGAAAAACAGGAAGAGGCACUUCACAGCUCCUUCUCACAUCCGAAGACGACUCAUGUCUGCUCCUCUUUCCAAGGAGCUCAGACAAAAAUACAAUGUCCGUUCUAUGCCUAUUCGCAAGGAUGAUGAAGUUCAGGUUGUACGAGGUCACUACAAGGGACAGCAAGUUGGUAAAGUUAUCCAAGUAUAUAGGAAAAAGUUUGUUGUAUACAUUGAAAGGAUUCAACGAGAAAAGAUGAAUGGAACUAGUGUUUACGUUGGCAUUGAUCCAUCAAAGACUGUUAUUGUCAAACUGAAGAUGGAUAAGGACCGCAAAAAAAUCAUUGACAGAAGAAGUAAGGGUCGUCUUGCUGCACUUGGUAAAGAUAAGGGCAAAUACACUGAAGAAAGUGCUACUGCCAUGGAAACAUCGUAAAUUAUAAAUUUAUUUCCACUAUUGUAUUACUACAAAAAUAAAUUUUCGAAUGCAUAUUCGAAAUUUGUA
Messenger RNA from Phymastichus coffea, 670 nucleotides. It is a transcript of the gene RpL26, whose product is annotated as large ribosomal subunit protein uL24. Gene Ontology annotation, molecular function: structural constituent of ribosome; RNA binding. The coding region runs from base 155 to 601 and encodes 148 amino acids. The record is from RefSeq and is a predicted model, not a curated record. The transcript is spliced from 4 exons. NCBI's taxonomy places the organism in Eukaryota, Metazoa, Arthropoda, Insecta, Hymenoptera, Eulophidae. Gene Ontology annotation, cellular component: cytosolic large ribosomal subunit; ribosome. Gene Ontology annotation, biological process: cytoplasmic translation; ribosomal large subunit biogenesis.